UGCCCACGUUGACAAGCCACCUGAGGCCACCUGAUAUUCACCCAACUGAUAUCCUCUUCCUUCUUGUUGUGUAAUGUUUAACCCGGUACACACUUACAUGUGUGAGCUCUUGACUAGAAUUUAAAGUAAUAUUUGAAGUAUAGACUUUAAUGAAUCACCUGCCUGCCAUCGGGAGUAAAGAUUGAUUCAGAGGUGAAAAGUCCACUUAUGGAGAGUACGUCAGUCCGGGCCUCCGUCCUCCAUGCCUGCUCCCCCGGGCUACACUCGACUAGAGCAGAAUGAGCCUAUGAGCGCCCUGCGUAUCUCUGUAGGAGGCCUUCCCAUGCUGACUUCCAUGGCCAAUCCCACUGACCCUCGUUUCCGCCUUAAGUGGAGGCCCAUUGUGGCUGUGGCUGCCUCCCUGGCCUUGGUCUUACUGCUCUUCAUGCACUUGAGCUCAGGCUUUCGGUCCCGCUCCUACAACUCACACGGCUGGAAAGCCGGUCACAGUGACAGCCAUCAGUCAAAUAUCCAUUACAAUGACACCUACCCUCUCAGUCCGCCUGAGCGCACGCCGCAGGGCACCCGCUACCGCAUUGGAGUCAUUUCCGACCUGGACACAAGCUCUCUUAGUGACAAGAAGAUGACAUGGUUCAGCUACAUGCGGCGGGGGUACUUGCUGGUCUCCGAGAGUGGUGACAAGGUGGCAGUUGAAUGGGAUGCGGACAGCGUGUUGCUGGAAAGCCACCUGUCGGAAAAAGGCAGGGGUAUGGAGCUGUCUGAGCUGGUGGUGUUCAACGGGAAGCUCUACAGCGUCGAUGACAGAACGGGUGUAGUCUACCACAUAGACGGUGACAAAGCUGUGCCCUGGGUCAUCUUACCUGAUGGUGACGGCAGCGUUGCCAAAGGGUUCAAAGCUGAGUGGCUGGCAGUGAAAGACGAGCACCUGUAUAUCGGUGGUCUGGGGAAGGAGUGGACCACCACUGCAGGCGAGUUUGUCAACAACAACCCAGAGUGGGUGAAAGUAGUUGGCUUCAGAGGGGAUGUACAACAUCAGAACUGGGUUCCCCGGUACAAAUCCCUGAAGUCUGCUGCAGGGAUAGAGCCUCCAGGUUAUCUUAUCCACGAGUCAGCAGCAUGGAGCGACACCCUGCAGCGCUGGUUUUUCCUGCCUCGCCGCGCCAGCACCGAGCGCUAUGAAGAGACAGCAGAUGAGCGUCGUGGCACGAACCUCGCCCUUAGCUGCUCCCCAGAUUUCAAAGACAUCAUUGUAAGUCGGGUGGGUCCCCUUAACCCCACUCACGGUUUCUCCUCCUUCAAGUUUGUCCCCAACACAGAUGACCAGAUCAUUCUGGCGCUCAAGUCAGAGGAAGACGCUGGAAAGAUCGCUACAUACAUUACAGCCUUCACACUUGACGGACGCAUACUUUUACCUGAAACCAAGAUUGGAGAUGUGAAAUAUGAGGGCUUAGAGUUCAUAUAGAGGGCUCAAGGACUGAGGGACUCGCUCUUGAGGCCACUGCACUGUGGUUCUUUUUUUGUUUACAAUCCAGUCAUUGUUGAAGUCAAUGUACUCGCUGUUUCCUCAUAAAGGACACGUAUCCAGCCUUUAAAGGAUCAGCUUCAAUAAAAACAGAAGACCUAUGGACUGAGACUGCAAAGCGUGGUCCUGUUUUGGGUUUCAAGAAAGUGCCAAUCAGACCAAACAAUGCCAGCAUGUCUUGUGGGUGCAUCAUCUCAAUCCCAGGACAAAUGUGGCCCUAAACAGCACUGUAGCCUUUCUUAUAAUGAAUGUACAAAACACUGAUUUAUCAAACUGUGAUUUUUUUUUCUCUAAAGCAUACAUUGUCAUGCACAUACUGUACACUCGCAGAAGGUUAAAGGUUUUUCCCCUAUGCUCCAUGUUAAACAACAUCAUCCUGUACACGACAAACAUGUUUAUUUCCGUGGACUAACUAAAAGCUUGUUUUUAUUCUUCAUAGAAAUCAACAUUAUUUGAAGGAUGCUGUGGUGAAAAAUGAAUUAUACUGUAUGUAAUGUAUUUUUGGGGGUGGGGGGGUUGACUGAGUAAAAAUAUUGAUUCCUA
Messenger RNA from Toxotes jaculatrix (banded archerfish), 2065 nucleotides. RefSeq names its product calcium activated nucleotidase 1a (gene cant1a). The transcript is spliced from 4 exons. Gene Ontology annotation, biological process: proteoglycan biosynthetic process. NCBI's taxonomy places the organism in Eukaryota, Metazoa, Chordata, Actinopteri, Toxotidae. Gene Ontology annotation, molecular function: UDP phosphatase activity; GDP phosphatase activity; calcium ion binding. The record is from RefSeq and is a predicted model, not a curated record. Bases 242 to 1462 code for a protein of 406 amino acids.